This is a messenger RNA of Sitodiplosis mosellana (orange wheat blossom midge), 4150 nucleotides long. RefSeq lists its product as uncharacterized. Gene Ontology annotation, cellular component: actin cytoskeleton; mitochondrion; sarcoplasmic reticulum. Gene Ontology annotation, biological process: regulation of actin filament polymerization; negative regulation of apoptotic process. The coding region runs from base 447 to 1367 and encodes 306 amino acids. Lineage: Eukaryota; Metazoa; Arthropoda; Insecta; Diptera; Cecidomyiidae. The transcript is spliced from 3 exons. The record is from RefSeq and is a predicted model, not a curated record.
GUGAAUGUGUGCGUACGUGCGCUCUGUGCGAAACCUGCAAACAUUUACACACAAACAAUCAUUAUUUUAUUUUGACAUAUCGUAUAUAAAUUUGUUCUAGAGAUUUCAGUUCCGAAGCAAAGCUGAUUCAAUUCAGUGUGUAUCAUUGGCUGCAUCCAUAUAUACUUGUUUUGCAAAACGUUGCGCUGUGUAGUAGUAAAGCACACACAAAAAAAAGUCAUAUAGAUAGAUUGACAAAAAAGAGACCAGAGCGAAUCUUUGAUAAGACAAAAUUGACUAAAAAAAAAUCGAUUGCAGCGAUUUUUUAUUGCGUUUGAAUUUUAUCAUUUUCGUUUUUCCUGUUCUUUUAUUUCCGUUCUCAUUCAUUCGACAACAGCCCUUUUUGUCGUGUCUGUGAAAUUGUUUUGUGCGAAAGAAAAAGAUACUCAGCGACGGACAACGAUAAAAUGGAUAUUUUGAAGAAAAUGUUUGGCUUGAAUGGUGCAGCCGAAAAAGAAGUUGCCAUCAACGAUAAGAAUGCCAAGAGCAAAGUGCCAGCAUUCGGGAAUGAUUUCAAGAAGCCGAUUUGGUAUGACGAAGAGUCCGAUGAUGAACUAUUUGACAACAACAAGGUGUUCGGAUUCCAAGUCUUUUCCAAUCCAAUGGAAAUCCAAAAAUAUCACGAACAACAAUUGCAACGCAUGCUUAAAACAUUUGAGCAAUUUGAUGAUACCAAGGGAUUUUUCGAUGAGAGUUUUCGUGAGGAAUACAUGAAGCCUGGAUUCGAGAAUUUUGAGAAGUUUUCCGAAGUAAAGCCAUCGGUUGAUGUUGAUUUGGAUGGUGAGAUUUAUGCGGAUCAAUUGCAUUCCUUGUUGCAGCGCAUUUCUCCAGACUUGGAGAAUAUGCGCGCUAAGACAUUGGUCCCGAAGCAACCGGAGCCAAAGCGCAAAUUGACCGAUGAGGAGAAGAUUAUGGAUCAGAUUCAUUGCAUUGAUGAAGAGGAGAAACGUGUUGAGGUUCAUCCAUUCAAGAAGCACGGACCACCAAAUGUUCGUAUUCCGCACUAUGGAGGUGCAUUCGAGGGCGUCAUUGACGGACCAAAGACUCAUCGUCAAACCUUCUCGUAUCAGAUGGUUCGCAAGCCAGAAGGCACCUAUACAACCAGCACCGUGAUCGAUCUAAGUGGAAACACCAAAACGGUCAUCAAGCGCACAGUCGAUGGCGAGACCAAGACUCAAACACUCGUCAACGGGGUUGAUGUUGAUGAGAAGAAUGCCGGUGUCGGUGGCAUCACUGACAUGGUCAAGAAAAACGAUUGGAUCAUCGAUUGUGGCCGUCAUUUCUAUGUGAACAAGAACGGUUAUGCUUUGCCCAAGAAUUUGUGGUGACUGGAAAUUUGGAAGCUCAGCAUUCAAAGCAUCGCAUCAAUCUACUAUCAUGCACUAGUUGUUGUCGUUAUUCUUCUGUGUCUAUCAAACAACAGUAACCAAAUCAUAAAUACUACUACGAUUCUUACAAAUAUUAUUAAUUCAAAUCCAAACAAUUCCACCAGCCGCCGCCGCCGCCGCCGUCGCCACCGCUGCGGCAGCGACAGUAGCAAAAAUAUCAAAGUUACAAAUUCUCAAUCACAAUUGGCCGAACGAUUAGGGAAUGAGAGCACGUUUAUGCAUGUCAUGUACAUCACCAAAAUCAGAUGAAAACAAUUGUUCAUCAAAUUUUCGUUAAAAUUUGAUUAUUUAAAAUUCGAUCACAACUAUGAUUUUAGGUAGUGUUUAUUUAUUUUCAAUUUAGGUUCUUUUUUAUUCUUCUUCUUCUUCUUUUUUUCGUUGUUAAUUAUUGUUGUUAAACCAACACUUUGGUUCCUUGAAGCUUUAAUUUGGAAGAAAAAAAGUGUUUUUCUUUUCAAUUUCGGUUUAAUGUUGAGUUCGAAUGAGUCGCUUAAGGCACAAACGAAUUAGUACAAAAAAUGAAUUACGGUUUUUUACAAUAAUCAUCGAUUGAGAAAAAGAUUUUCUAGUUUUUCGUUUAAUUUCUUGUGCAAUUUGCUCAUUCCACUAUCCCUCGGAGUAUACACACAACCGAAGAAAGAGAGAAAAAAGAACUGUAUAUGAAGCGACGACACAAGAGUGUGAUUUGAACAUGCGAAACGUGGUCACGCAAAUCAGUUCUUUUUUUCUUUAUGAUUUUCUCUAUCGUUUUGAAAACUAAUUUGACCAAUUUUCAUUUUAUGAUUCCAUUGGAAUUCCGUUCAUAUGAAAAGGACCCAAUUGGUAUGAGAGAAAACACAAAUACAAAACGAGGUUUAUCAAGAGCAAGUCUUUUUAAGCAAUUUCUUUUUCUUACACUUUCUAUUCUGUUUGUAUUAAACGAUGAAUAAUACGAAACUUGUAAUUAUUACCCUUCGAUUGUGAUAUAUUUGAAAAUUUGUAUAUUUAAUAUGGAUGAAUUUUACGAUUAUAUUAAACCAAACAAAAUAGAUUAAUACAGAGCUAACAUAAACAAAGAGGUCAAAAUACAAGAAGCAAAAGCGAGAAAAAAAACCUUAACUACACACCAUUACAAAAUGCUCACAACAACAACAACAAAAAACAACUCAUUUUGAGAAUGAACUGAUAGGAAAUGCUAAGAGACAAAAAUAUCGCAACAAGGAUUAUUUGGAUUGCGUUCGAAUUUUCUGUUUUUAGUUUGCGUCACACACACGAAACUUUCACUUUUAUUUAUUUUUUGGUUGGUUAAACACACGCCUAUACAGUGUAUGGGCCAUUGGGCCAUGCACUCGUGACAUAAAUUGUUAUGAUAGCAAUGCCAUUCGUAUCUAUUCAGAUCUCACGAAGGAAUAAUAAAAAAACGAUGAAUAACGACAGACACACAUGUAAGAGAUUGAUGACGAUGUUGAUGAUGACUGAGCUACAAGUUUUAUCCAAGAGUAUAACAAGUCGCCGAUUAUUAUUAUUAUGAUAUUCAACAUAAUUUGCUUCCUUCACUAUAUAUUUAAUUUUAAGUGUGUUCUUUUUUCUGGAGUUCGAGUUUGAAACUUUUUUAAGACAAAAAACAGCAACUCACCUUAGAUUGAGGUCAAUUUAGUUUGUAGUGAUUUACUGACUUUUGUUACAGUAAUUUAAUUUACAAUUACAGUCUAAAAGCACCUCCUGAAGAGAAACAAAUCUCUCUCUUUCUCUUUUUGAAGAGAAACAAAUAAAAAUCCCCGAAAAUAAAGUAACGAUUUAAGUGAGUUUUGCGUUCUUUUAGUUCUUAUUCUUACAGUUUUUUUUUUGUUUCGGUAGAGAAAAAAAAACAAUUUUGCAUUCAUAAUAAACAAGAAAAAAAAAUUCAAUUAUUUAUUUGGUGAUUUUUAGUUUUUGUUAAUUUCCUAAUCGAGUAUUUUUACGCCAUUUACCAUUUGAAAUCAUCUGGACUUUUUGUCGAUGGCAAAAUCGAGAUAUUUUCCGGAACGGUCUUUUACAAUUUUAACAAAAAACAAAAUGAACAUUUUUCUAAGCUCUUUUUUAAAAUAUCAACUGAGAACAAAAUGAAGAAAAACAGAACAACCCAAUUUCAAAGGCACACUUUUUUACAAACACGCAAGAAAUGUGCGAAUCACAAUGUAUCACCAAAAGACUUCUACAGUUUUUUCUAACUCGCUCGCAAUUACUUUGGUUGGAUCGUAAUUUUUUUUUUUUUUAAAUCAGAGGCUAUUUUGGGUUAUUUCGUCGAACAUGAAAAAAAUGAAGAAAAUUUCUUUCGUUUUGGUGAUAAUAUAUGAUGAUGCAAAACUAUUUCAAUAACAAAAACAUGGAAAUAAACACAUAAACGUCUUUGGAUGUCAGCUACUUAUUCGUGGAAGAAAACGAACAUCUCGGAUUGUUUUUACCGCUCUCGUAUGUUAAGAUGUCAAGAAUCACAUAAAUAACCUAACCCUAGUUUAUGUUCAACUAUUUAGCAAAAAAAACGAACAACUGCAUACAAUUUGUGCAUUUGGCAGAUAUGUGUUUCGUAAUAUGUACACUUAUAUUUCAAAUACACACACACAUAAUCCAAUAUAGGACUCUUCUUCACUGAACAAAACAAAUAUAACAGUUUGAACAACAAAAACAAAACCAACUUAAACACAAACAACAGCAAAUUCUCAAUACAAUAAAUGUUUACUAUCGUAUUUGAUGUGCAAAGCAAA